This is a messenger RNA of Rotaria sordida, 345 nucleotides long. NCBI's taxonomy places the organism in Eukaryota, Metazoa, Rotifera, Eurotatoria, Philodinida, Philodinidae. The record is from the annotation of a GenBank genome assembly.
AUGACUUCAUGUCAAGGUGGACAGAUGACAAUGGGCUUUUGCGAUUAUCUUUAUGGAUUAAGUGAAUUCCGAAUUGCAGCGACCAACAACACACGUGCAAACCCUAACCCUCAGUGCAUCAAUAGGAACGUUGUCAAAGCUGUUUUAUUCAAGUGGCCUUUUCAACAAACACCCUCACUUGUCCAUGUUGGAUUAUCGAUGAUUGACACACAAAGCCAUGAUCGUAAUGUCCGAAUACAAGUGUCGGCAGAAUCGAUUACUCCAUAUGGGUUCAAUCUCCGUUUUCGAUCCUGGGGCGAUUCGUUGACACAAAAUGCAGCUGUCAGCUGGUUCGUCUGUCCAUAA